CUGGAAACCCCCACAUUCAAAAGAACAUGGAGAAGGCGGCGCGAUAUUGUUCUCUUCACUGAUUGCUGGGUGUGCUCCAUUUAGUUUGUAAAGAUGAAAAGAUCAGGAGGUGAAACAUUGAGUGAUGAUUGCAAGCAGGCAAAAGUGAUGAAAUCUGAUGAAUCAAUAAAUACUGCAGAAAACAUCAGUACCAGCAUAUUACCCUCCAAGACAAAAGAACUUGACCAGUUAAAGGAGGAAACUGUUCCUCCCAAAGGUCUUACAGAAAAUGAACAACAGCAUUCUGAUGGAAGCUCUGAAAAAGCUGAAUGUUCUGACAUCAAAACCAGCAUGCCUAAAGAAAAUAUACAUUCUGACAAGAGUGACGACAUUUCUGUAAAAAAAGGUGAUAUUUCAAGAAAACGAUUGUUGGAGAAAUAUGAGAGCUCUGAUAAAACUGAUGUUGUGAAGGAUUCCUCAGAUGAUGUCCACAGUGAUAGGGAAGGGUCGAGUACAAAAAUGAAAGAGGGAUCUAGUCCGAAGAAGCGGGCAUGGAGGUCUGAUCAAAGUCAUGAGAACACAUCUAAUAAAAAUGAUAGUUCAGAUAAAUAUUUAACUAAGGGAAAGAAAAUUUCUAGUGAUGAUGGUAAGAGGCAUUAUUUAGAAGAAGAAAAAAAUGCUGCUGCUGAUGACAAACCCAAUAUGUCUGCCUCCAAAGAUGGAGAGUCAGGUUCCAGUCAAGAAAUCAAGAAGAAAAUCUCUACUUCUGAUAAAUCAGAAAACUCCAGCCAUAAACAAGGCAAGGAUGGUCAGAACUCUUCUGCACAGAAUAAUGAAAGGUCAGGCGCCAGAAGAGAAGAAAGGCAAAAAUCUUCUCCUCACAAAGGCAAAUCUUCAGAAUCCAAACAAGACAGAGAUAAAUCAUCAGACUCCAAACGAGAUAGAGAUAAAUCGUCAGACUCCAAACAAGAUAGAGAUAAAUCGUCAGACUCCAAACAAGAUAGAGAUAAAUCGUCAGACUCCAAACGAGAUAGAGAUAAAUCGUCAGUCUCCAAACGAGAUAGAGAUAAAUCGUCAGACUCCAAACGAAAUAGAGAUAAAUCGUCAGACUCCAAACGAGAUAGAGAUAAAUCGUCAGACUCCAAACGAGAUAGAGAUAAAUCGUCAGUCUCCAAACAAGACAGAGAUAAAUCGUCAGACUCCAAACGAGACUUAGGUAAAUCUUCAAAAUCUAGGGAGAAUAAAGAUAUACGACACUUUCUUGAAAAUUCCAGUUCCAGACCUAAAAAAGAUGAGCAAACUGAUUCAAACCCAGAUUACCCUUCAAGUUCCCAAAAAGUUAAAAGUCCAAGGAAAGAAUCUCGAUUUAAUUCUGUUGAUUUGAAAGCACGGUUAAAUUUACAAGACAGUAUUAAUUUGUUGAACCAAAACCCCUCAAAGGACAGAGAAGAGCACUUCCAUUUCUUCUUUGGAAAGGAUUCACCAUUCAGUAACUUUCACCCAGCUAGAUUUGACCUUGAUGGAGUCACCUAUAGCUGCAGUGAGCAAUACAUGAUGCAUCAAAAAGCAGUGAUAUUUCAAGACCCAUAUCAUCGCAAUGAAAUAAUGAAAGCAACAGAUCCAGUAAAAAUGAAGAAAUUAGGAAGAAAAGUGGAAAACUUUGAUGCCAAUCAUUGGGCUCAAGUCAGUGAAAAGGUUGUGAAGAAGGGGGUUAUGGCUAAGUUCAAACAGAAUAAAAAUCUAUUGGGAGCAUUGAUUGCAACAUUUCCCAGGAUUCUUGUGGAAGCUGCACCGCGUGAUCGAUUGUGGGGAAUCGGCCUCGGUGCCAAAAACCCAAAAGCUCACUGCCGAAAAACCUGGAGAGGAAGGAACAAACUUGGUUACUUACUUACAAAAAUGAGGAAUGAAAUCAUGAUGAGUGAGGGAUAUUUUUCUUGACAUUUAUGGUAUAGCAAAGUUGAAUAAAAUUGUAUGUUUUCAAGCUGUUAUGUAAGGUAAACUCAGAAUGUAGUACUUGUAGAUGUGUAGGUUCACAAAAUUUUACUUUUUUAUGGUGCCACAUCAGGAUGUGUGUGCCUCUUUUUCUUGACAUUUUCACUGUAGCAACAUUGAAGAUUUCAUGUGUUCUGUUUGUUAUCUAAAGUAAAAGCAUAGCAUAAUUCUUACAUAUGUGCUAGCUUCACAAUCAAUUUUUAUCAAAGUGCUGCAAAAGGCUGUCCAUGCCUUUUAAUAAUCACUUGGUGUGUCUGUCUGUUGUCAACACAUUUAUAUGGACAAUAAUAUUGUUAUCUUUCAACCCAUAGACAAUGAUCAUAUGUAAUGCUUAGUUUAUGAAUUGUUUAAAGGAAAACGCCUACUGGUUUUGUAGGUCACUUGGUAAAAUGUCAAGGUCAGAAUUCUAGUUCUUAAAAUAUUUUCAUAAUGCAUUUAAAUGAUGCAAUUGUUAAUGUUUUUCCUAUUUUACAAACAACACUAAUACUAGAGGUAGAGAAUGGUUGAAAGAGGACAUUCUAUUUGUUAAAAUAUUUUCAUAAUACAUGUAUAUUUAAAUGAUGCAAUAUUUAAUGUUUUUCUUUAAUAUCUUUCCAACACUAACACUAUAGGAAGAGAAUGGAUGAAAGAAGACAUCAAAAGUUUUUGUGUUACUGAAAUAAAGGUCAAAUUCAAAAGAAUAUCACUAUGACCAUUUAAUGCAAUAAACAUUUUUUGAAUCCUUAAGUAUAUUUGUGAAGAAUAACUAAAGGAAAAGAUCCACAAAUUUGGGGAGCACAAUUACUUUGACAUUUUUAUCUGAAGACUUCAUAUGUAUUGGUAUAUACAGAAUAGUUAAAGAAAGGGUUCUAUUAGGUUUUUGAUAACUUUAUAAAGAUUGGAAUUAUUGUUCUGUAUGUAUAAAUGGUUAUUCUGUUGUACAAAUAACAUAAACAUGUAACAUCUUAUUUACUACACAAUUGAAAGAGACCCAUAUAUGUUCUGGGGUCAUUUGAAAGGUCAAUGUUUAAAUUAUUGAUAUGAUUAUUUACUACACAAUUGAAAUUUUGAGAUCUUUUGAAAGGUCAACAUUUAUGUAAAUGUACGUACUAUGAGAAAUCCAUUAUGACUUUGUCAAUUUUUUUCUGCCUUAUGUAUUUAAGCAGUAUACUGGUGAAGAUUACACAACUGGUGCAAUGAUUGUUUACACUUGUGCAUUGAUUCUGUACUCUUGUUUUUUUCUCAUUAAAUAUGUGUUUUUGAUGGUUGUUUUGUAUAGAUCAUUCCUUAUGGUGCAUCAAAAUUUUGUGAUUUUUUUUUUCGUAGCAAAUCACACAAUAAAGUAUAUAAUGACCAAG
Messenger RNA from Saccostrea cuccullata (small rock oyster), 3308 nucleotides. Its product is annotated as serine/threonine-protein kinase fray2-like. Bases 94 to 1917 code for a protein of 607 amino acids. The record is from RefSeq and is a predicted model, not a curated record. Lineage: Eukaryota; Metazoa; Mollusca; Bivalvia; Ostreida; Ostreidae. The transcript has 4 exons.